CUUGCAGGAUAAUCUCCCGAGACUUCUAUCGAGGCGGCCUUCGGAGUUACAUGUGGGCUUAGCUUUUUGGGUUAUGAAAUAUUUUGGCACUUGCCUUCCACGCUGACUUCAUCUUGAUGGGGCGAUUCGGUCACCAUGAGACGCGAUUGAUGCGCCGAAACAACUGACUUGCCCACGAAUGGAACAGCCCGGCACCCUUGAGUAUACCUAGACAGACAGAUCCUACUUGUUGAAAAUGAUGCUUCCCUGUGGGCCUUUCCCAGGAGUCGCUGCGCCGUUCGAGCGGGAAACGCCAUCAUCGUGCGCUAUGGAAGCAGACUGGGACGAAGUCUCCCAAGUCGCUGUUCCUCCCCCGGGGCCGCAUCUUUUGCCUACUGUCGCAUCCACCGUCGCCUUCGACGAUUCGCAAGAGCUGCUUUGGGUGGGGAACGAGUUUGGCCGCGUAUCGUCAUUUUAUGGCCCCGAGCUGCAAAGAUACACGUCGGUCAAGGCCCAUGCCUCCUCCGAAGGCCAAGUCCGGCAAUUCCUUUUCCACGACAAGGGCGUGAUAUCCCUAUCGGCAAAUAGUGUCCAUCUGGCUUCGCGCUGCGGGCUGACACAAUGGCAUAUUUCGCAUCCGGAAAUGACCGAGCUCAGGUGCAUGAGCUUUACGGCGCAGCCGCAUAAGAUCAUUGUUGCGGGCUUACAGUCCGCCAUGUUCAUCAUCGACGUUGAGAAAGGAGCCAUUGUGGAUCAGUUAUCAACGGAGUACCGCUAUACGAUCAUGAAGAGAAGCCGAUACCUAUGCGCUGCUACCGAUACCGGCUCCGUUAAUGUACUGAGCCUGACCGAUUUUUCCGUCGUGAAAAGUUGGAAAGCCCAUGGAGCUGUGAUAAACGAUAUGGAUGCUCGGAACGACUUCCUCGUUACUUGCGGCUUUUCCGUUCGCCACGCUGGAUCACCGAUAGUUGACCCUCUUGCCAACGUUUAUGAUUUGAAAUCGCUCAUUCCCUUACCACCUAUACCGUUUCACGCGGGUGCGGCCUUCGUUCGCAUGCAUCCGAGAUUACAAACUACCAGUUUUAUCGCGUCACAGACUGGCCAGCUGCAGGUCGUUGAUCUCAUGAAUCCAAAUACAAUCAACCUUCGACAAGCCAAUGUCGCGUUCAUGUUAGGGCUAGAGGUAUCACCCUCCGGAGAGGCACUAGCUAUCAACGAUGCUGAAUGCUCUAUCCAUCUCUGGGGCUCCCCAUCAAAAAUCCACUUUAAUGAAAUCGGUAAAGAAACCGAAUUCUCAGAUAUACCUACACGACCCUCUAUGCUCGAUUGGUCUAACGAUACACCUCUUAACGUGAUCGGAAUGCCAUACUAUCAUGAACGUCUCCUCUCGGCGUGGCCCAGCCAUUUAAUUUUUGAAAUUGGGAAUGCCCCUGUCCCGAUGGACCCAGCUAUCCUUCCUUACCUCCGUCCGAGCGAAAUCGGUCAAUAUGCGCAGAAUCCACGAAAGAAACGUAGGUAUCAGGUGGAAAACACUCGCUUGCAGUCGUCAACGGAGGUUGCUUUAGCAGCGCCGAAAUUUUUAAGCGAAAAGGCUAGAGAGCUUCCAAACUCUAAGCCCGAGGGCGCACAAGAAGCCGUCGGGGCUCUGCAGGGACUAAAAAUCAACGGAGAAACAAAAGAGGACCCUCUCUUAAAAUACAGCAAUGUCGAAAUCAAGUAUAGUAAAUUCGGAGUUGAUGAUUUUGAUUUCAGAUAUUACAACAAAACCGAAUUUUCGGGUCUCGAAACACAUAUCGCUAACUCAUUCACGAAUUCCUUGCUCCAGCUCCUUAAAUUUAUACCCUUGGUUAGGAAUCUCGCCCUCCACCAUGUCUCGACCAACUGCCUUUGUGAAAGCUGUCUCCUGUGCGAAAUGGGGUUCCUUUUUGACAUGCUUGACAAGGCAAAUGGACAAAAUUGCCAAGCUACGAACCUUCUGAAGACCUUCAGUGGUUUCAGAGAAGCUGCGAACUUGGGCUUACUCGAAGAGAGCCUGAGCAAUAAAUCUUUGUCAUCGGCAAUUCAAUCAGUCCAUCGAUUUUUUUUAAAUCAGAUAGCACACGACUACCGGACGGUAUAUCCAAACUCGGAUUCUUUGGACAACACUCUAAGUACGGCUGCUGUUGAGUCCAUAUGUUGCAUGUUCUGUCGCAACGAGAUUGUCCGGCCUGGCAAUGCUUUUGUGACAGAGCUAAUCUAUCCAGCGGCCGACCCGAAGCAAGCACACCGCAAUCAGGCUUGUCGAUUUUCAAACAUUCUCCGGUCAAGCAUCGAACGCGAAACUCAAAAUCGAGGUUGGUGCAGUACUUGUCGCAGAUACCAGCAGGUGUCCAUCCGAAAAACUGUUCAACGCAUGCCGUUGGUUUUGAUGUUAAAUGCAGCAAUCAACAACUCGGCGCAUCGCCGCUUUUGGUCAAUUCCCGGCUGGCUACCGGAGAAAAUUGGAGUCAUGAUUGAAGAUAACCAAAUUCAAUGCUAUGAAGGCGAGCAGCUGCGAAUUCGGCAACAAAAUAAUUUUGAGGGUUUGGUGGUCUAUGAGCUAGUGGGCAUAGUCGCAGAGAUUGAUAUCGUGGAGCAAAAGAAGCCACAUUUAGUCUCUUUCGUCGAUGUUUCCAUCUCCGCACGAGAGCCAACAAAGAAGAGCAAUUGGCAUCUCUUCAACGAUUUCUUGGUUACCGGUGUUAGCAAGGAAGAAGUGUUUUCAUUCAAUCAGGGAUGGAAAUCUCCGUGCACUCUUGCUUAUCAAAUAUCGACUGGUCGGCAUGGAUUAGACGAUAGCUGGAAAAAUGAGUUGGAUACGACUCUUUUGUUUUACGAAUGGUCUAUGAACAAUCGUCCACCAACCGACAAAUGCCACAUCCUCAAGUCAGAAGAAAAGCCUAUUGCGGGCACUCCGAUCGCUCUCGACACGGAAUUCGUAGACCUCGAGAAAGCAGAGAUCGAAGUCAAAGCCGAUGGAACCCAGGAAAUGAUCCGGCCCAGCAAGAGCGGACUUGCUCGAGUAUCUGUGAUUCGCGGUUCCGGCAACGAUGAAGGCGUCCCGUUUAUUGAUGAUUACAUUACAAUCAAGGAUCCAAUCGUCGAUUAUGUAACUCAGUACUCUGGCAUCAAGCCAGGAGAUCUCGACCCACGGACGAGUCGUCACAACCUCGUCGCACUGAAAGUAGCUUAUAAGAAGCUGUGGCUCCUUUUAAACCUGGGCUGCGUCUUCGUCGGCCAUGGAUUGGCAUCCGACUUUAGAAAGAUCAACAUACAAGUUCCGAAAGCCCAGACCAUAGACACCCAGUACCUGUUCUUCCACCCAGGGAAGAAUCGGCGGCUGAGUCUACGAUAUCUUGCCUGGGCGGUAUUCAAAGAAUACAUCCAAGAAGAAACAACCACAACAACCUCGACAUCAAUCACUACCACAACCAAUCCCAACAUCCACGACGCUAAUACAAGUACUACAACAACCACAGCCAUAACUACGACACCUCCAGAAGGCCACGACUCCAUUGAAGAUGCUCGUAUGGCCCUCCGCCUCUGGAAAAAAUUCAAAGAAUACGAGGAUGCAGGUAUAGUAAACCAAAUCCUCGAAGAAAUAUUCCGCGAAGGAGUCAAAGUCGGAUUCCGCCCCCCGGCCAGAUAUCCUUCCCAAGCCACGCCUAACCCAAACAAUAACAAUAUCAACAACGGCGUGAAUCCAAAUGGACUAUCCACCCCUGGUUCCACAAAUCCUAUCUCUCGUCUUCCUCUUAGCGGGAGGAAUACGCCAGAUUUUAUUCUUCCGGCAUCCGCAUCCGCCGCUGCGUCAGUUACUGGCGGUCCCGCCGGGGGUGGAAGUUCGAAUGGGAGUAUGAGUGGAAGCACACCGUCGACCCCGCGGCAAGCGUUUAGGAGAUCCACAGCCCUAACACCGAGUAAUGGGAGUUUUGGUGGUGCGAAGGGCCUAACGUUCGGUGGGAGUCCCAUGCGUUAGCCAAGGAACACCUAGAAAACAUUGUUCCGAGGAGAUUACACUCAUUUGAAGUACGUCUCAGUUGUGAUAUGUACGGACUCAUCAGUUCCAGUAUGUCGGGGUGAUUCUUGAGAUAUCCUGUUUCCAAGUACGUUGAAUCGUUGAUUUCAAAGGUAUAUGUGUGGAAUGGGUGGAGUCUUGGGGAAAGGAAUGACAUGCAGCAGAAGAACUACGAACAGUGAAGAAGUAGUAAAUUACGCAAAAAUUCAAAAAUUUGUUCAUUUUAAA
This is a messenger RNA of Coccidioides immitis RS, 4243 nucleotides long. Its product is annotated as PAB-dependent poly(A)-specific ribonuclease subunit PAN2. Gene Ontology annotation, biological process: mRNA processing; nuclear-transcribed mRNA poly(A) tail shortening. Lineage: Eukaryota; Fungi; Ascomycota; Eurotiomycetes; Onygenales; Onygenaceae. Gene Ontology annotation, molecular function: protein binding; nucleic acid binding; poly(A)-specific ribonuclease activity. The record is from RefSeq and is a predicted model, not a curated record. The coding region runs from base 236 to 3976 and encodes 1246 amino acids. Gene Ontology annotation, cellular component: P-body; PAN complex. The transcript is spliced from 5 exons.